Molecule: messenger RNA, 558 nt
Organism: Pyricularia grisea
Lineage: Eukaryota; Fungi; Ascomycota; Sordariomycetes; Magnaporthales; Pyriculariaceae
Exons: 3
Coding region: 1-558 (185 amino acids)
Molecular function (GO): acyltransferase activity, transferring groups other than amino-acyl groups
Source: RefSeq, a predicted model, not a curated record
AUGCCUUUGACUUUCAGGCCGCGAGAUUGGCAGCGUCAAAUUGGAAACGAGAUGUUUCGCUGCUCUACCAAUCCCCAACAUAUACAACUGGAUAGUCUCAAUGAGGCAUUGGCCUCUGGUGCUCUGUGGUGGGCAACAGAUUUACCAAAGGACGCACUGCAGGUGAUGGUGGAAAACAGCCUUUGCUUUGGACUCUACAAAGUUUCCGAGGCCCAGAGCCCAGAUCAAACUGGAGAACUCUCAAUGAUAGGGCUGUCUAGGGUCAUCACUGAUCAUGUAACCUUUGGCUGGCUGACUGAUGUCUACGUGCUCGAGGAACACCGGAGAAAGGGGCUCGGGAGGUUCAUGAUGGAGUGUCUGAACGAGGCCCUCGAGAACCUUGUACAUCUGCGGCGCUUGCUAAUCUUGAGCCGAGAUGACGGUGCAAUCAGGAUUUACAAGAGUACACUUUACGCAAAAGACUGGCAACCCACGGAGGGCGUUAAGCUUCUGGAAAGGGUGGGCUCGUCUACGAAGCCGGCACUUGUCGAAUCAAGUAUCACUGGAAAUCAGACAUGA